AGAUGUCAUGGCGUCUGUGGGGCUGAAGCUGGAGCUGCAAUUAAGCUAGCUAAAAGCUGUCGACAGUGUGUAAAUCGAAAUGGAGAAAAAUUCAAAUCUGCAUCGAGAUGUUGGAGGAAGUACUCUAUGUGCUACUAUUGCAGGAGAAAUGGGCGAUAUUAAAACAGUUGGCGGAAUGAAGGGAGUGACCGAUACGUGCAAGAAUAGUGAGCGUUCUCUCAGUACUUUGGGUAGUUGUACUACUAGCUCCAGUAGUGCUCCUAGCACUGCUAGUAAUGCUAUCUCCAGUGUUGAGAAAUUAAAUAUGCCAGAAAUGUUUCUCCCGGUGCAAGAGAAGAACAUUCAAUCGAGUGGUUGGUCGGAGACAUUGUCCUCUGGAUCUGGAGAUCAUUUGAGUAACGGGAUGGGAAAUGGCUCGCAUCUGGCUACAGGAAAUAGCGAGGGUGCCACCUCAAAGUUAGUAAACAACAAAACGGAUGGCGAGCCCUCCUCGAUGGGGGAAUCGGGGGCAAGGAUUACAGAUGAUCAAGCUGAGGUUUCUGUUUGUGCGUCAGUUGAACCAGUGAAGCUGGCAAAACCGACACACCUAUGUCCGGACAAAACAAAUACGGGAAACGUCAAAUGUGGAGUUGCGAUUGACAAUACCAUAUGCGAGGGUUUGCCGAGUGGGAGUGACCCGUGCAUCGCGGCAGAAUCUAGGAGCAUCGACUCACUUGAGUCCUUCUCAAACCUCAACUCCUGUCCCAGUUUCGAUCUCAACAGUGACGGGUUGGAGGACAGGGGGCUGGCCUUAACACUACAGAGCGAGUAUGGGGCUGAUGGAACUAAGAUCCCGUGCACCAAGGACCGGGGCGCUGGCCAGUCCAUAUACCACAUCAAGUGGAUCAAGUGGAAGGAGGAAAACACACCUAUCAUUACCCAGAACGAGAACGGCCCAUGCCCAUUGCUGGCAAUUAUGAAUGUCCUAUUGCUGGCAUGGAAGGUAAAUUACUGACCUCAUGACCGGACCUCUGAGACAAGUUUACAUUUGGAACAUUUCCAAAUCUAUUAUUUGUCAAUACUAUAUUACUAAUAGAGGUCAUUCUAAAGCUGGUCAUCAUAACUAAACUAAAUAAAUCUGUUGUAUUAUCAGUUUAAAAUCAAAAUUGAAUGAUCAGUAGUAAAAUAAGCUAUUGUCACCUGACAUAAUAUAGAAUGCCAUGAAAAGUUAAAGAUUCAUAAAGAAUCUUCCUUCAUUUGGGCAGAAUUGAAGUUAAAGUUCAAAUUGUACCACUCAUAUGCACUCAUCUUUAUUUUCUCUUAAUACUCAAUUACAGUCAUUUUAUGAUGGAGCUUGUUGACAUAAGUCACAUUGACCAAUUAUACCAUAGACCCAAUUGUAUAUAUUUUCCCUGUGCUGUGGCCUUGGCAGCUCAGUCCCUCUCUUAUAAGUAGUCUCUGACAGCGUCCAAUUGAGUCCUGUUUAAGCCUCUGGUUUAAUUUACAUCAUAAAGAUAACGUUUAAUUACUGUCAGUGACGGUUGGUUGGUUGGCAGGCAGUGGAGAUUCUGAUUCGGUAUGUGGCUUCACAACUUAAACUGCAGCUCUGUGUCUGUGGUGUCUGAAACCUUCCCUAAAACUUCACUACCUACUGUGAAAAUGGGUGCCAUGAAAGUGACUGUAAACAGAAUUCUUUGCUUCAAACGCCUGUCUGUGUGCUGACAGUCGUGCAACCGCUGACAGUACACUUCUGGUGACUUUAAACACAGCUUUCCACUUCCCAGGUGUGGGUGUAUUUACUGUGAACCAUAAUCAUGGGGGAGGGAGAUGCCUGUCUGCCAGGUUCUAUUGGCCUGGCUAACUUUAGUCAUAUUGCUUGGUUUGUUAAAUAAUGUAUGUGGUUCCAUUACAGGUGAAGAUGCCACCAAUGAUGGAGAUCAUAACUGCUGAACAGUUGAUGGAAUAUCUUGGUGAGUAUAAGUGAGAAUCUGUCUACGAAACCAAAGACCGAAUGUCAUAUAAAUCAGUGACCUGUGCUUUAGUUGCCCUCCUGGAGGGUGAAGUGUACAGUUUAUGACCUGUAUUUUAAGCAUGGUAAAAAUACAAGCCACCUUGACAGUGCUCAAAGGGAUGGAGAAUACUGUAUUUUUCUUUGGUUUUGUACCUACCGAGAAGGUCCAUGUCACAAAUUGCUAGUCUGGCAGUACAUUUAGUACACCAGUGCAGUGGAGCAUUGAGCUGUAGUAGAAACUAGCCUGGGAAGUGCAAUGUGACCUUAAUGACAGAGUACUGGAGGGCUGUAAUUAUGUCCCACUGCCUGGGAAGGCAUUACUGUAUGAAUAAUCACAGGACCUGCCUCACUGCCUGCCUGGCCCCUCAGUCUUAUUUUACUAAUUUACUCGCCUCCCUUCAGUAGACUGUGGAUUUGCUGCCUCUCCUAGCUUUAGGAUAAAUUACUAUAUUUAAUAUGGAUUUCAUAUAAUUUAAGCUAUGGCACACAGUAAUUGCAUAGCUGCUGUGAAAUCACCCAUAUACCAAUAUUACCUGAGUUGUCGUUCUACAUCCCAGAUAAACUAAACCUCCACUUGAUUUUUAGCCAGUGAAUACAAUGGGUGCGUUUGUAAAUUCACUCUAGGGUCAGAGUGCGCUCUGGCCGUGGAGUAGGGUUGAUCCGAGCGUUCUGAGCUCAGAACAGCAGUCAAGCACCCAAGCUAACUGGCUAAAGUUGGCUAGCUUGCUAGCUACUUCCAGACACAAAAAGAGAGCACCUCUCUCUGAACAUUUUACUUGCCCUAGCAGAGUUGGUUAGUGUUUCAUGAUAUCAGGAGGGUUAGUGACUUCAUCCGGGUUACUGUCAACAAUUUAAUAAAAUGUUUUAGCCAAUGUUUACUUACACCUGUCAUAACAACCGAGUUUAGGGUGUUCGUAAAUUCCUAUAUUAUUCUUCGCUCUGACACUCAAACUUGCUCUGAAAUCAGAGUAGAUUGCCAGGUUGAAUUUACUAACGCACCCAAUAAAUGAAUUGGAUUUACAGUAUUUUGGAAGAUACUGUAAUAAAUUCAAUACUCUACAUGGGUCAUUUUACACAUACUGGUCCUCACCAAGCUGCUAGACCUGCCCUCAGAAGAGUGCAUAUGUACUUGUAUACCCGUUAGUGAUACACCUGCAGUCCCCACAGAUAGGGUGGGUGGGUGGGUUUAGGGUCAUAAAAUGUUGUAUGGAUGAAGGGCGGGCGGGUUGGAUAAAGAGAAACUAUGCAUAAAAAAAUCCAUAAAUGUAUAGUUCUUGUGCAAUUCAUAUCUAUAGACUACAUUUAGGUUUUUCUUUCAUUCUUUUUAUCUGGCGUUAGUGUGUAGCCUAAGCUUUGGGGCCUAACUGUAGCCCCUAAAUACACGCCAAUUGCCAAAUGCAUUUGGGAACUUGGGCAGAAAAAGUUAAGAUCGAUCCAUUGAGGCAAAAAGGACAAUGUCAGAGUUUAAUUCAAUAAUAAUUUAGAAAAGCUGCGAAAUGGAGAGUUGAUGUUUGGGGAAAAUGUAGUGAAGUGGUAAAAGAGGAUGAUAGCAGUUCUGGCUAUGUGAUGUGUGAUGAUUGUGAGGCUCUAUACAAAUUCGACAGUCACAAGACGGGGACUUCAAAAUGGCACAUCAAGGGAACUGUACUGUUCAGAUUGGUUAAAUGAAAUAGUAGCCUAACUGAAAUCUGGACACUGACUGUAGGUCUAUAACCUCUCACAUUGCCUAAUAUAAUAUUAACUCCUGCAGAAUUAAGCAUUUCUUGCAGUAAAAUGAUACACCAAAUAUACAUUUUCAAACGGGAACAUGAAUGGAGAAUAUGUGUUGGAAGCGGCUUAUGGUAGAGAAAAUGUACAUUAAAUGCUCUGGCAACAACUCUAGUGGACAUCCCUGCAGUCAGCAUGCCAAUUGCACGCUCCCUCAAAACAUCUGUGGCAUUGUGUUGUGUGACAAAACUGCACAUUUUAGAGAGGCCUUUUAUUGUCCCCAGCACAAGGUGUACCAGUGUAAUGAUCACGCUGUUUAAUCAGCUUCUUGAUAUGCCACACCUGUCAGGUGGAUGGAUUAUCUUGGCAAAGGAGAAAUUCUCACUAACACUAAAUUUGAGGGAAAUAAGCUUUUUGUGCGGAUGGAACAUUUCUGGGAUCUUUUAUUUCAGCUCAUGAAACAUGGGACCAACACCUUACAUAUUUUUGUUCAGUAUAGAUUGAAUGCUUCAAUCUAUCGAUUUAUAACAUUAUUCUGGUGAGCAAGGGUUGAUUUAGUCUUCUAGGGCAACAAGUAAUUACAGAAGAGAAGCUGCCUGUAUCUAAUUAUAGACAAGUUGACAAACAGCCUACCAAAAUGUCGCAAAUUAUAAGCAGAAACAUAGGCAUAUCUAAAAAAUGCCUGUCAAAAAAUCUUCCAUCUUAGACUGUACAACGUAUUUUCUAUAUUUGUGGGUUAGGGUCGGGUGCGGGCCUCAGAUUUUCAUCAGCGGUUGCGGAUGGGAAUAUUAGCAAUUGCGGGCGGAUGAAGAAACAGCUCACCCGCGCAUCGCUAAUACCCAUGUCUGUGGACCAAGCCCCUGCUAACGUCAGGGAAACAGGAGCUGUGUUCUUUCUCCAUGCGUGGGACGCUGACACCACUGCCUCCCUCCAUAGCUGGGUGCUGUUAUGAUGUAGAACCAGGGGUGUCCUGUUACUAAAGGCAUUCUCAUCCAAGCUAUAGAGAAAAAAAAUCCCUGUCACUAUAGCCAAGUCCUCUUUUCAUGGCAGUGGUCAGUUUGGCUUCAAUUUUACAAGCUCUAAUUCUUUGACUGGCGCUAUGACUAGUGUCCAGUUUUGAGUGUGUUCUAGCUAAAUGCAUCAUAUAAAGACUGUUAGGCGUCAAUAACAACUCUAACUAUAAGGGAAAUGGAGCCACCAGCUGCUGAGUUCUGAGAGAGGCCAGAAGUCCUGAAAUGUAUCCACAUUAGUCAUGCCAUGGGAGUUGUUUACUUUCAUAUGGUCAUUUGGGGCUUCAGUAUAGAGGUCAGUUUGUACCAAAAGACUCCUGACUGUUUGUGCUACAUUGUCCUACAUUCUGCAUGUGAUUAGCAGAUUCAACUGGUUUUGAUUUAAUCUGUAUUAAUCAUUAUGGGCCAAGACACAGACUGUCGUUAAUUUAUGGCUAAGGAUAUUUCUCACCAUGGUUUAAUUACAGUUUACUCUGUAGUGCUUAAUUGGGGGACAGAUUAGUUAGUUAGCUACCAAGAUAGAAUAUAAACAGCAAAAUGUGAUUGGGAAACAGAGGGAUGAUUCUUCAUUGUCAGGAAAUAUAACUCAAAUGUUGACUUAACUUCUCAUGAAUGUGUUUUGUACCAGGGGUAAUAAUGAUUAUAUGCAAUAACGUUGUUACCUUUUGGUUAGAUGUUACAUUUCUUGGAUGCAUUGGCUACGAAAAUGUAAUUUAGAAUUAGUCAUUGUGUCUGUUAUUGAACUCUGUUAAUGGAAUGGCCUAAUGUUUCCUCCCCACAGAAUCUGCCUUUGUGAGUCCAUAGCACUUGGUAUCCAUUACUGAUCAAUUAUAAUUGAAUUGCAUGCAUUAGUUUGGUUCAUUUUGCUGGAAGAAAAAGCAUCAUUUACCAUGUGUGCAUUUCAUUGUCAGACUACACUCUGACCAGGCAAAUCUAAUUUGACCUUCCCCAAAUACUUUUUUAUAAGAGAGGAGGAAAGCAAGAAACUGUAAACUGUACCCUGCUGGUCAACUGACAUGAAACCCUAAGAGAGGAGACCAUUCAGACUGACCCAAAGCAUUAGCAAAUUGAGAGAAACAUAGUUGCCAUCUUUAGAUAUUCUCUUAGAGGUAGCCUAAUGUGUGGAUCUGAUGGAACACAGAACUCACUCCAACCUCAUAGCUAUAUGUUCAACACCAGUAAGAAGCCACAGAGAGGCCUUACCCCCUCUUCCAACCACUCAGGGCCCUCUCCCCCACUGUGCCCCAGAUGGAGUCCCCUGAUUGCUCCCUCUGCAGCUCUGCACCUUGCUUAUCUGCUCCUACAGAUGCCCAUGGUUGAUUCCAAGUUCUCAGUGUAAAAACAUUCCCUGUCUCUUUCGAGCAACCUGACUCACAGUGAGCACUUACAUUUACAUUUUAGUCACUUCAACCCUUCUGCAAAUCACAGGUGACAAGCUUUUCCGACUGUCAUGUUAGAUUUCCUCUGAGGAAUGCUCAUGGUUGUAGCCAUCCCACUUCUGUACAUUGCUGACCUUUAACUGCAUUAUUCAGGCUAUGUAUGUGCGUAUCAACCCAGAUAUGCCUGUGAGCCGUCUCUGCUCUUCUUUCACAAGAGUGCCCAUAAAUUGCAGCUCUGUGUUUGUGGCGACGGCUUUGUCUUUACUCCAGCUAGUGUCUGAUGGCUCAUAAUGAAUGAUUUGGGCCCUGGUCAAACCAUUAAUCGUGUGUAAUGUCCAGGAACAGGCAGAUAGGCCUGUCUCCUAGCCUCACUACGCACAGUUAUUGUUUCAUGCCCAGCCAAAAAACAAUGGCUUGUGAGAAAGAGCUGCUCACAAAGAGCCCCAUUUAACGUGGGCUGAUUCAGAUGCUUUAUUAAUAACUACUGUGAGGCCCAUAAGGGCAGAAGUGGAGGAGAUGUAUGUUGUAUUAAAGAGGCUGCUGGUCGAUGUUGGGAUUUAGUACUCCGUGGGGCAUGCCAGUGAAUCAGCAGCAGCAGUAGAGGCCCAGGCAGGGAGGGCACAGUCUACAGUCAGCUGGCAGGGAACAGGGGGCAGGCGGAGGGAGGGAGAUAGGGGGGUAUGGCCGGGGGUUUCCCUGGGCAUAGAAAUGUCCGAGUCAGUUGACUGGCCUCAGCUGGGUGCAUUCUUGGCCUGGGCUGAGGAAGCCUGUGUCUGAGGAGAAGAUAUGGAGAUGAAAUCAGAGUAGCUCCCCGGCUCUCAAACACACUGACCACUGGCUCACUUUGCUAAAGUAAGAAAGCAAUCGUUGGAUUAUGAGAAAAGGCCUAUUUUAGUUUUUCAGAUAUAAAAGUCUCACAGAAUCGUUAUCUUGUAACAUCAAAUAUCUCGCAAUUGGGUAUGUUUUCGACAGUGAGAGACUGUGUUGCUCAGAGAGGGGAGGGUGGAGUUGGGUGCAAUGUUAAUGGGUGGAUGACAGGUGCACUGUGAUUAGCACCACAGGGCUCUCACUCUCUGUGGUGGUUGACUGACUUUGCAAGGCUCUCCCUGCCUGCCCCAUUGGCUGCUCUUCCUAGGUCCUACACUAAGCCCUCAACACCUCUCUAGCGGCUCCCCACUGGCCGGGGCUCGACUAACCCUGCAUGCCUGGCCGAGCCCUUCUUGGAAAAAUAGCUGGCCAGCGCUUAACACUCCACACCCCACUUCUCACUGAGGAUUAGACACUUCUUAUGGAAUCAGAACGCAGUCGAUAAUAUCACCUCUUUACAUGUGAUUGACGUAAGCAGACGGUCCGUAAGCUUUGUGAUGUCAGUGGUGAGAGGGCAGGGCACUACCCUGAUGAUAUUUUCACAGCUCCCCUGUGUGUCUGUGGCUGCUUUAAUUAGCCUGUAUCCCCAGGACCUCUGAUGUUGCUUCCUCCUCUCUCUCUCUCUCUCUCCCCUGCAGGAGACUACAUCCUCGAUGCCAAGCCGAAAGAGAUCUCUGAAGCCCAGCGGCUAAACUAUGAGCAGGUAAGGACUGUUGUUGCCUAAACACAAUCAAUAAGGGCAGUUAUUCACUGUUCAUAAGCAUGUCUGCCGGUCCAUCUCUCUUGUGUCUGUCUGUGGCUCAUGUUGGAGAAUCAGACGGGCAUGCAGGAUGAGCGAGGAGGCUGGGAGGGAGAGGCAGGCAGGCAGGCUAGACUGUUGAGUACCCCUCCUCUCCCUCUUAGAUCUCUGAUGGCAGAGCAGCAGCCAAAAAGCAAAAGCAGCAUCACACUAUUAACUCACACCACGCCAGGGGGGCUCACUUGUUCUCACUUCUACACCUAAAAUAUCCCUGCCUGCCGUUUAGUGACUGCAGUUCCUGUCCUCUUCUAUUCUAAUAGGCAACGAUGCAGUGUUAAGAUGAUGACUAUUUAUAACGGUCAUGUGCAUCUGCGUCAGUGCAUUUGCACAACAUUUGCAUUGGGAAUGAAUCUCCAGAAAGACCAAUGAAUGUAUAUUUAUGUUAGAUGAAAAUAAGCAGCGUGAUGAUUAGGGUUAUAUGUCAGGGAAAAAACAGCCCACUGCCCUGGAGCUGCGUUUAGCCCCUAUAUAGGUUACAUAAGCCGCGUCUUGCCAGGCCCACGGCACAGCACGGGUCAUGAGGGGCAGAUCGUGUCUCUUCACAUCGCUGUGGGAGGGUGCUCAGGGAUGCACGGCUGUUCAGAUCGAGGCCAGCGCUGGGGCUCUGAGUGGCUGACAUGGCCUGGCAGGGAUGGCUUUCCCAUUCCCACUCCCAUCCACACUCCAUCCCUAACCCUGCUGCCUGCCUGGAAUGUGGGAGGGGCACGGCCUCUCUUCCUCUCCUCCUCCUCUCUACUCGGCUGUGGCAAAGAACCAGCACAUCUGUGAAUGUUAUUCUCUUCACGGAUGUCAUCGUUCGGGGAGGAGAGAAGUAAUGUGUGUGUGUGUACAUACCAGAGUCUGGAUUACUAUAAGAAGGAGAAUGUUCUGACUGCCGUACAGUCGUAGCUCUCCAAGCUUCUGGUACUUUGUGUGAAUUUAAGCAGAAAAAACUAGCAGCGCUCAAAUUAAAUGGUGGUGGACUCAUUGUAAUUAUGGUGGUCUAAUCUUGGACUAUGGUCCAGAACACCAGGCUCUGUGGCUUGUGUAUUUGUGCACUGUGUGUCCGUGUGUGGAUAGGCCAUGUGGUGGAUGUGUAGAGUUUAGGGCAGGCUCUGUGUUGUUAGCUGGGGCAGAAACAGUUGUGGGUUCCUGUUAGAUUUGGCUGUGUAAGCCCUGCCUCAACACGACAGGAGAGCACUCAUCCAGGCACGGAAGGAGCCUCACACCAUGAAUGGGGAUAGGGUGAGAGAGGGUUAGGGAGGCUGUCUUUCACUAGGGAGUCUUUCACAUGCCAAUGUGCAUGCCAAACCAAAAUAUAAUACAUUUGUUAAAUCUUGCCUUUGUUUGAUAUUGUCUGCUGCAUAUUUGAAUAGUCAAGUUCCUUUCAUGAUUUUGAAGAGUGUUGAACGAGUUCAGCAUAACAGAGUUCUAUUUAUAAACUCUGGCUUCAAAACAUCAUCUGUCGGAGGAGGAUAUGAGGAUUAAAAUGGAGAUUGCUCAGCUGUUGUUAAACAGUAACUCUGAGAAACUGGAGUGCUCAGUGAAGGUUUAUUCUGCCAAGGCUGGUCUUGGUCAGGUUCCCAUAGCCUUGAUAAAGGGCACUCAUGAGAUUUUGUACGCAGUAGCACUUUUAUGGUUAAAUGAUAUAGAAUAUUCUAUUUUAUUGAGAUAGAGAUGCUACUAAAAAUAAUGUGGCAGCUGUGUCGCUGUAUAUAUACAUGAUUGUGGAAUUUAAGAGUGCACAGUUGUAGACAAAAAUGCAGAGCUAAAAACUGACGUAGGCUACCUAAUAACGAUUUGUGCCAGAUCUCCAUAAUACUCAGGGAGCUGUCCACUCAGUGUGCCAAUGACAUGAAAACUGAAGCAAAGCUCUUGCCUGUGUCUGUCAAUCAGUCUGUCAGUCAGCCACGUGUUCCUAUCAGCCUGAUUUGCCAGUGGAUGGAGGUCUGGAGUCACUCCCCAGUCCCCAGUGGAAGCAGAACGUGUGUGUGUGAGACCUGCUGGUUUGAGCUGGCGGAUGACCGUGGCCGUGUGUGUGGCUCUGCCACAGGGUUGUGGGAAUUAAAUAUUGAUCUGGCUCCCAGCCUGCUAGUGGAACAUGUGACAGGAAGGCCGGCCUGUUUAUCCAAUCAGUCUCCCUCUUCCGUAAAAGCUGGAGUGGAACCAUUGAAUACUGGCCUUCAUUGUCCAGUGACCUCGGAAUAGUCUACUGUACAUCAUCACAUGCAAAUACCACAAGCUCUGUGUGGAUACCAUAUUCAGCACAGAAUUUAUGAUUAGGGUGGCAUUACUUAGAUGUAGUCUGGUCAUAAUCUGUAGUCUGUGAGCGGCUAGAGCUGAGCGGAGCAGGGCUUGGCCACACAGCAGGAGGGCGUGGGUGUGCAGAGCAGGCAGCAUGUUGGGCACUGGGCAGAGCGGGAGCAGUGGGCGGGCACGUUCCUGAUCUCUUACUGUGCUGCCAGCUUCGCCACCCACCAGACAGAGACGCAGUGCCCACACAGUUGUGUGUGCAUGUGUCAGUGUGUGUGUUUUUGCUUUAGGCACGUUUUGUAUUCACAGCGCUGACUCACGUUGGACUUGUGCUUUAGCACCUGUCCUCAAGAAUACAAGUAGGAAAACAAGGAGGAUAAAGCAGAGAGAAUCCUCGCUGUGUGUCUUAAUGAUAGACUACAUGACCAGAAAAAGGAAAAACAGCCCCAGACCAUUAUUCCUCCUCCACCAAACUUUACAGUUGGCACUAUGCAUUGGGGCAGGUAGCGUUCUCCUGGCAUCCGCCAAACCCAGAUUUGUCUGUCAGACUGCCAGAUGGAGAAGCAUGAUUCAUCACUCCAGAGAACGCGUUUCCUCUGCUCCAGAGUCCAAUGGUGGCGAGCUUUACACCACUCCAGCCGACGCUUGGCAUUGCGCAUGGUGAUCUUAGGCUUGUGUGCGGCUGCUCGGCCAUGGAAACCCAUUUCAUGAAGCUCCCGGCAAACCGUUAUUGUGCAGACAUUGCUUCCAGAGGCAGUUUGAAACUCUAUAGUCAGUGUUGCAACAGAGGACAGACGAUUUUUACACGCUACGCGCUUCAGCACUCAGCGGUCCCAUUCUGUGAGCUUGUGUGGCCUACCACUUUGCGGCUGAGCUGUUGUUGCUCCUAGAUGUUUCCACUUCACAAUAACAGCACUUACAGUUGACCGGGGCAGCUCUAGCAGGGCAGAAAUUUGACGAACUAACUUGUUGGAAAGGUGGCAUCCUAUGACGGUACCACGUUGAAAGUCACUGAGCUCUUCAGUAAGGCCAUUCAACUGCCAAUGUUUGUCUAUGGAGAUUGCAUGGCUGUGUGCUCGAUUUUAUACACCUGUCAGCAACAGGUGUGGCUGAAAUUGCCGAAUCCACUCAUUUGAAGGGGUGUCCACAUACUUUUGUAUGUGUGUAUAUGUAUAUAUAUGUAUAUAUGUAUAUAAACUUCCGACUUCAACAGAAGCAGUGGCUUCUUCCUUGCUGAGCGGCCUUUCAGGUUAUGUCGAAAUAGGACUCGUUUUACUGUGGAUAUAGAUACUUUUGUACCUGUGUCCUCCAGCAUCUUCACAAGGUCCUUUGCUGUUGUUCUGGGAUUGAUUUGCACUUUUCGCACCAAAGUACGUUAAUCUCUAGGAAACAGAACGCGUCUCCUUCCUGAGUGGUAUGACGGUUGCGUGGUCCCAUGGUGUUUAUACUUGCGUACUAUUGUUUGUACAGAUGAAUGUGGUACCUUCAGGCGUUUGGAAAUUGCUCCCAAGGAUGAACCAGACUUGUGGAGGUCUACAAUCUUUUUUCUGAGGUCUUGGCUGAUAUCUUUUGAUUUUCCCAUGAUGUCAAGCAAAGAGGCACUGAGUUUGAAGGUAGGCCUUGAAAUACAUACAAAGGUACACCUCCAAUUGACUGAAAUUAUGUCAAUUAGCCUAUCAGAAGCUUCUAAAGCCAUGACAUCAUUUUCUGGAAUUUUCCAAGCUGUUUAAACGCACAGUCAACUUAGUGUAUGUAAACUUCUGACCCACUGGAAUUGUGAUACAGUGAAUUAUAAGUGAAAUAAUCUGUCUGUAAACAAUUGUUGGAAAAAAUUACUUACUGUCCUAACCGACUUGCCAAAACUAUAGUUUGUUAACAAGAAAUUUGUGGAGUGGUUGAAAAACGAGUUUUAAUGACUCCAACCUAAGUGUAUGUAAACUUCCGACUUCAACUGUGUGUAUACAGUGAGGGAAAAAAGUAUUAGAUACCCUGCUGAUUUUGUACGUUUGCCCACUGAAAAAGAAAUGAUCAGUCUAUAAUUUGAAUAGGAGGUUUAUUUGAACAGUGAGAGACAGAAUAACAACAAAAAAAUCCAGAAAAACGCAUGUCAAAAAUGUUAUAAAUUGAUUUGCAUUUUAGUGAGGGAAAUAAGUAUUUGACCCCCUCUCAAUCUGAAAGAUUUCUGGCUCCCAGGUGUCUUUUAUACAGGUAACAAGCUGAGAUUAGGAGCACACUCUUAAAGGGAGUGCUCCUAAUCUCAGCUUGUUACCUGAAUAAAAGACACCUGUCCACAGAAGCAAUCAAUCAAUCAGAUCCAAACUCUCCACCAUGGCCAAGACCAAGAGCUCUCCAAGGAUGUCAGGGGACAAGAUUGUAGACCUACACAAGGCUGGAAUGGGCUACAAGACCAUCACCAAGCAGUUGGUGAGAAGGUGACAACAGUUGGUGCGAUUAUUCGCAAAUGGAAGAAACACAAAAUAACUGUCAAUCUCCCUCGGCCUGGGGCUCCAUGCAAGAUCUCACCUCGUGGAGUUGCAAUGAUCAUGAGGAAGGUGAGGGAUCAGCCCAGAACUACACGGCAGGACCUGGUCAAUGACCUGAAGAGAGCUGGGACCACAGUCUCAAAGAAAACCAUUAGUAACACACUACGCCGUCAUGGAUUAAAAUCCUGCAGCGCACGCAAGGUCCCCCUGCUCAAGCCAGCACAUGUCCAGGCCCGUCUGAAGUUUGCCAAUGACCAUCUGAAUGAUGCAGAGGAGGAAUGGGAGAAGGUUAUGUGGUCUGAUGAGACAAAAAUAUAGCUUUUUGGUCUAAACUCCACUCGCCGUGUUUGGAGGAAGAAGAAGGAUGAGUACAACCCCAAGAACACCAUCCCAACCGUGAAGCAUGGAGGUGGAAACAUCAUUCUUUGGGGAUGCUUUUCUGCAAAGGGGACAUGACGACUGCACCGUAUUGAGGGGAGGAUGGAUGGGGCCAUGUAUCGCGAGAUCUUGGCCAACAACCUCCUUCCCUCAGUAAGAGCAUUGAAGAUGGGUCGUGGCUGGGUCUUCCAGCAUGACAACAACCCAAAACACACAGCCAGGGCAACUAAGGAGUGGCUCCGUAAGAAGCAUCUCAAGGUCCUGGAGUGGCCUAGCCAGUCUCCAGACCUGAACCCAAUAGAAAAUCUUUGGAGGGAGCUAAAAGUCUGUAUUGCCCAGCGACAGCCCAGAAACCUGAAGGAGGAGUGGGCCAAAAUCCCUGCUGCAGUGUGUGCAAACCUGGUCAAGACCUACAGGAAACGUAUGAUCUCUGUAAUUGCGAACAAAGGUUUCUGUACCAAAUAUUAAGUUCUGCUUUUCUGAUGUAUCAAAUACUUAUGUCAUGCAAUAAAAUGCAAAUUAAUUACUUAAAAAUCAUACAAUGUGAUUUUCUGGAUUUUUGUUUUAGAUUCCGUCUCUCACAGUUGAAGUGUACCUAUGAUAAAAAUUACAGACCUCUACAUGCUUUGUAAGUAGGAAAACCUGCAAAAUCGGCAGUGUAUCAAAUACUUGUUCUCCCCACUGUAUCUAUACAUACUUUGAAUUGUUUGCGAUAUCAGACAUAUCACUAUAAUCAGUGUUCAUUUUCGGAAGUUGCUUUCAUUUCAGUGCAUCUAAUUUGUCAACAUUUCAACCGAAGCAAAUUAUUACUUUUUUUCAAUUCCACAAAAAAUGGACACCCAUCAAAAUAAAGUGAUCUUUCUUCUCUUUCUUGUGAUGUAAGUGUUGAGAUGAUGUGUCCCCUGAAGAAGCUUUAGUGUUCUUAUAUAUGCAACGGAAAGACAAUGUAUUCCAUUCAGCCCAUUUCAGACGUUACCGGGGUGUGUUUGACAGGUCAUUACAAACAUUUCCGCGGUUGUAACGUUAAUGAAUGAAAAAGACAGGCACAAGCAAAGUAUGAAAGAGUCGCAGGAGGAAAGUGAAAGCAAUCAAUCCAACGAGAUUUAAGUUACAAGUGGAUUUUGCACCCCUCAAACACAGGAAAUAGAUGGCUGAAAAAGACAGAUCCUCAGGUGGGCGCGGCAUGCGCGUUGCUACAGACGGGUGUUAGCCUUUUGUGUGUCUGAGUGGGCGAACGACAGGAGGGAGUGAUGAGUAUGAUAGACAGGAAGUUCCUUGGUCAGGACACUUUCUGAUUUGUACAGUUUGUAUACUUAAUUUAUAGUCCAAACUACCUGGUUUCUGUGGGUGACUCUGCUGUUUUUCUAGCUCUAUGUAACUGCUGUAGUAUGUGACAGUGGUUGGUUCACUGUCCUCAACAUUUCUUCCGAUGUCAAAUCUUAUUUCAAUGCCAUAGUCAACAAGAAUUCUACAAAGACUAACAGCCCUGGCUAAAGACCUUGAAAAGACACAGAACAUUACUUUCUAUUUGUUGUUCCCCAGAAUAUGAGUGAUGCUAUGGCGGUGCUGCACAAGCUGCAGACGGGGCUGGAUGUCAACGUGAAGUUCACAGGGGUGCGGGUCUUUGAGUACACCCCAGAGUGCAUCGUCUUUGACCUGCUGGACAUCCCUCUCUACCACGGCUGGCUGGUGGACCCGCAGGUGAGAACCCCCCCCCCUUUCAGCCCUCUUUAAAAGUAGACUCAGUGUUUCAUGUAAAUGCACAAAGAAAACAGCAGUAGUGGGUCAAUUUCCGCAAGAACUCAGAGCGUUUAAGCGUGAGGCUGAACUUCUCCGCUGUUUUGGUCCUGUAGCUACCACAUUGUAGCAGCUUGAAGCGAACCCGUGCACAUGCCCAAAUACUCUGUGUGACUGAAAGCAAAAUAUUCCUUCGGGCUCAUUGCAAUAACUGCGGUGCUGCUCACGGCAACAUCAUAACGCCUUUAACCAAUGUAGCUAUUACUAUGAUAUACAGGCAAAUAUAUUGUUAAAAAUCACCUUGUCCUAGAGAGAUUUACAAGGUUAACAAAACAUCACGCCAGGGUAAGCCUACACGAAACACAGCCCUUAUAUGAAGUGUUUCUAAAAUCCCCUAUGGGAAUAAUGAAUGGUGAAAAAACGAUUGGAACCAUUUCCCUGUUUGACCGCUAGGUUUUAUGGGUAUUAUGACAUACUGUGGUACUCUAAAGCCGUUUUGUCAUACAGACAAUAAACCAUCUCCACACAUUAUUUAUGAAAGAAAUGACUUCAGAAUGACUGGUUAGCAUGCAGCUCCUCCUGAGUAUUUUUCUCUUGAAAACAUGACAAUAUGCUCUAGUCAUUUAGCAGACGCUCUUAUCCAGAGCAAUUUAAAGGAGCAAUUAGGGUUAAGUGCCUUGGUCAAGGGCACAUCGACAGAAUUUUCACCUAGUUGGCUCGGGGAUUAGAACCAGCGACCUUUCGGUUACUGGCACAACGCUCUUAACCACUAAGCUACCUGCCGCCCCUCACUGCAUAGUAGAACACAACAAUGGUUGAUGAAUGCUCUCUCUCUCUUCUAUGUUCCCUCCAGAUGGGCGACACGGAGAAGGCAGUGGGUAACUGCAGCUACAACCAGCUGGUGGAGAAGAUAAUCUCCUGCAAACAGUCGGACAGCAGCGAGCUGGCUGGGGAAGGUGGGUGGACCGACCGACUGGGGGGAUGUGUUGCUUUCUUUCUUUCUCUCCGCUGCAUCCUCCCUCGACUACACAUCCCGGGCUGCUUGAUAAGACCGACAUUUCACUCCAUUUCCUCCUUUUGCGCUGAGCAGAUAAACGGAGGGAGCGCCUGGGCUAAACAUUCCUUUGGACGACAGACUUUAGUUGAGCUCUUUUCCUUUUCGUCUCUCUCACGCUGCUCGUAUUGCUCACCCUGGGCAGGUCACAUGUAUUCCUGUCAGAGGCACGUUUUCUUCUGGUUGGAAUGUUUUAUGCUUUUAGCAUCAAGUUUAUUUUUUAUUUUUUAUAUAUACGGGAUACGCAUGGUAUACAUCGUCCAACGAAAUGCUUACUUGCAGGUUCCUUCUCGUUCCUACGAACAUAAAGUAAAUGGCUCAGUAGAAUAGAAUAAACAUUUUAGCAUCAUCACAUAAAUAACCAAAUAACGAAAGAGUGAGUCAGUUAGCGGGGCGGAGAGCUGCAUCUCAGUUUCUCUCAUCCUCUCCAGUGCUUCUCCACCGUCUGUCUAGUUGUCUCCUUGUCUUAGUUAGAAUAUCACCCUGCCUCUCCCUGUCACAAUACAACUCUGUCUAUAUCUCUCUCUCUCUCUCUCUCUGUGUCUCAGUCUAUAGGUCAGUGUGUCUAUCUCCUGGUCCGUCUGUACAUCACUUUGUAUCAGUCUCUAAGUCUUUGUCUGUAUGUCAGCCUGUCUAUCAUUGUCGGUCUUGUGUGUCUGUCUGUCUCUCACUGACUCACUCUAUCUCCUGACUUCUCUCUCUCUCCCCCCCCCCCUCUCUAUGCCUGCAGGCUUUGUAGCGGAGCAGUUUCUGCACAGCACGGCCACCCAGCUGACGUACCACGGCCUGUGUGUGCUCACGUCCACCGUGCAGGAAGGAGAGCUCUGUGUGUUCUUCAGGAACAACCACUUCAGCACCAUGAUCAAGUUCAAGGUGACUGACCACUAAAAUCAUUGCCAAGCCUUUAUCCACUGGUUAUGACAAAUGGGGCCUUGAAAUACUGUUUACUGUGAAUGGUUCUUCCUUACUUUCCUCUACUACAGCGUCCCCUAACCACCAUCCAUUAUGAACAAAACAAGUCAAGUCUGCCUUGUCCUCUUAGUAGUGGGAAAGGGUGUUUUAUAAAUUAAUUGCACAAUGUUACUGAAUUCAUAUCACUCAGUCCCAGAUAAGCCUUUAUUUCAAAUGUAUAGCUAACUUCCGGAUCAGAUCACCCCAUUGUAUGUAUGGUGGGUUGUUGACACAUGGGACUUUCUUUCAUCCAAGUCUUUCCAACCAUCUGUUAACAGCUGAGCACUGGUAGUGCAUUCCCCUCUCCCCGUCCUCCCCCUCCCAAUAGAGCUCCCCACACCCCAGUCCCAGGUUAUGUAAUGUUCAGUACACAGGGUUCUGUGGCUGGGGUGAGGGCAUAAAUACAAAUGCCCCUAGGAGCAUGGCAGACACGUGAUGGGGACCUAUUCAGCACCUAGAGAGUUUGAAUCCUAUCUACGAUGGUUUCAUCCGCCUUGUGCUCCCUCCCCUUAUCACUGCAGCUGGGACAGGCUCUUCCUGUUAUCUAUAGCAGGGCAAGUGGUGCAGACCUGUCUGUGUGUGUGUGUGUGUGUGUGUGUGUGUGUGUGUGUGUGUGUGUGUGUGUGUGAGCAUGCUUGCCAAGUGAAGCAAGCUGUGUGUAGCAUGCAUGACCCCAAGAGAAAUGCUUACCAGUACCAAAGCCACCCUCCUUUAAACACACACACACACAGAGAGACUCAUUAUUCCGGGUGUAACCUACUACAGGAAUAAGAGGGUGUGUAGAUGUGUUUGCUGGCAGUGAUAAGACGUGUGUGUGUGUGUAUAACGUGUGUGUCUCUGUGUGCUCAGGGCCAGCUGUACCUCCUGGUGACAGACCAGGGCUUCCUGACGGAGGAGAAGGUGGUGUGGGAGAGCCUACACAACGUGGACGGGGAUGGCAACUUCUGUGACUCUGAGUUCCGCCUGCGACCCCCGUCAGACCCAGAGACGGUGUACCGCGGACAACAGGACCAGAUAGACCAGGUCAGACCACUAGACCACUACCCUAAUUGGGCUCUCUGAUCCAAUUCCACUUCAUUAAUGGGAGCAAUGACAAACAAUGCUGAACACCCAUCUAGCUUAAUCAUGGCAGCCAUUUCGCACUAUUGGGUUCCCCACAUAUCUCUUGCAGAGGAUGUAUACCAGUCACAGUGCAGCAUUAUAAACACACUAGGUCAGGGUGAGUCACAAUGACAGAGUGUACCUGAAGAUAAACAGAGUGGAUUGUAUAAAGGGUACAGUAAAUAUUACACACAUCCUCUCUCUCUGGGCUCUGUUUUCCCCGUGGCUUCCUAGCCUGCUCCAUCUGCACUCAGCUCUACCCUGGAGAAGUAGCAGGGGAAAGAUGUCCCAAUAAUAGAUGUUCAAAGCUCCCCUGCUCUCCCGUUAACCCCCCACACACACUCAGGGUUUUGAUGUCUGAAUGCCUGAUCAGGAGAUGACCGUGACAUGUGGCGCCUCUCUCUGUACUGUGCUGCAUCACGCUGCACUUCGAUUGGCUGUUUAAUAAUGCAUGAUGUGGUUUGUGUCCCCUGUGCAGCCGACAGCUGAUUGGCUGUCCCGUUAGGCCUGGUGGCAGGGCUGCCCAGCAGCUUGUUCGUCUGCCAGGGUCCACAUCACCACCCUCACCCAGUACAGAGAGGGAGGGAGUCAUCACUACUCACACACUCAUCCACUCAGACCCAGACACUCUUAUGCUUGAGAGGGCAUAUCAUAGCCAACAAUUAAGACAAUCUGCUGCUGCACUCAGGAAAAGAUUGGUUUCACUCUACAUGAGGGUUAUGAAUGAAUAAAUAGGUGUUUAGCCCUGACUUUAAAAUGGGUGGUGUUUUGUAGUUUACAACUAGGCUUACUUAACCACUUGGCAGUGGCACAUCACUCUGGUAACAGUGUAAACACCAUGAAGUGAAACGCAUUGACCUGGUCCUAUUUUCUCUUUCUCUUUCUCUCUCUCUCUCUCUGAAUGCAGGACUACCUGAUGGCGUUGUCGCUGCAGCAGAGUCAGGACCUGCAGUGGGAGCAGCUCCCCGAGGGCAUCAGUGACCUGGAGCUGGCAAAGAAGCUGCAGGAGGAGGAGGACCGCCGAGCCUCCCAGUACUACCAGGAACAGGAGCAGGAGCAGGCUGCCGCAGCACGAGCACAG
Molecule: messenger RNA, 18769 nt
Organism: Coregonus sp. 'balchen'
Lineage: Eukaryota; Metazoa; Chordata; Actinopteri; Salmoniformes; Salmonidae
Source: the annotation of a GenBank genome assembly